Molecule: messenger RNA, 896 nt
Organism: Lolium perenne
Lineage: Eukaryota; Viridiplantae; Streptophyta; Magnoliopsida; Poales; Poaceae
Product: protein yippee-like At4g27745
Source: RefSeq, a predicted model, not a curated record
CUUGGCAGGUCAGCCGCCGGCUCUAAAUUGGGUUUUGUUUUACCAUCACAUCAGUUGGGUCUUGUACUCUUUCUCCCUUCUUUUACUACUAGCUUUUCUUUUUUCCUAUCCUGCGUGCGACGCCGUCUGGUUCGAUUGAGCCAUCGCAGGCAGCAUCACCAACCUCCCUGCCCGGGUUUCGUGCUGAGUUUGGUUUUGUUCGUCAUCUCCUCCUCCUUUCUCCUCUCGGCCCCUCUUGUCCUUUGUCGCGUCUCUGGUCGAUUCGUUUUUGUUCCAUCUCGGCGCGGUGGUGUCUUCUUCCCCAUUCUUCCCAUCACUUCUUGAAUCAAUUGCGGAAUUAAUUGUAGGGGGAGGGUCACUCGUGAUGGCGGAAUUGGUCGGGCCGCGGGUGUACAGCUGCUGCCAUUGCCGGAACCACGUCUGCCUCCACGACGACAUCAUCUCCAAGGCCUUCCAGGGGAGGAAUGGACGCGCGUUUCUGUUCUCUCACGCCAUGAACGUCACGACGGGCGCCAAAGAAGACAGGCAGCUCAUGACCGGGCUUCACACGGUCGCCGAUAUCCACUGCCGUGAUUGCCGUGAGGUGCUCGGUUGGAAGUACGAGAGAGCCUACGAGGAAUCGCAGAAGUACAAGGAAGGCAAGUUCAUAUUUGAGAAGGCCAAGAUCGUACAGGAGAAUUGGUAGUAAAUAAAAUGCUCUUAUGGAGAUGUGAAUGGUGAUCCAUGCCUUUGUAAAUAUCAGUCACCAUAUUUAAGUACCAGUUUGUUGGUCGCGCCAUCUUAUUUGCAUGCCAUUUGUAUUUUGCACUUGUUCUCUGUGGAGAGAUAAAAUUCUGUUCAUUUGUUUGGGAACCAUUUUCUCAUUAUUCAUAAAAGGUUGGUUUAGCAAUGUUUAA